UAAUAAAACAUAUAAAUGAACGAAAUCGAUCAUCUACUGCUCCUUUGUUCGUGAUCGAUAAACAACAAUAAAGACUAAAGUUCGAGGUUAUGUUAUUCAUUUUGCCUUUAUCAGAUGGGUUGUGCUAAAUUUGAUUAAACGAACGUAGGAAUUAUCUUAUGUGAAUCUUAUCGGUUUUGUUGUUCAAAGUCGCUAUUAACCGGCGUCACCUUUAACUCAUCAAAAUGGACUUGUUAAAAUUACCUUUGAUUUCUGUUAAAUCAAAUUUAAACAGUGCAUUUGCUAAUAAAGAACCAUGGCAAAUUGUAACCAUAACUACCUCAAGUGUACUUUUGACUGUUUGGCUAUACGAAUUUAUUUUCCAAGAUGAAUGCAUUGUAAAAAGAGCAAAGAAAGCUGGGUUUAAAAUUUUAAGAUACAUUCCUGCCAUUAGGGAUAAGAUUGAUUCGGAACUGAAAACACUAGCUGAUUCAUUCGAAUCAGAUGUGCAAAAAAGGACCAAAGACUUACCUUAUAUUUGUGAUUUACCAUUAAGUGGACUGAAAAAAAAUGAAAUAUUGGAGGUCUUAAAGAAAAACUUAAAUUUAAGUAAUUAUGAUUGGAAGAAUGGCAUGGCCUCAGGUUCAGUUUACUGUUACAAUGAAGAACUGAUUUCACUAAUCGCCGAUGUUUACGGGCAAACUUCAUACACGAACCCCCUUCAUCCCGAUUUGUUCCCCGGUUUAUGCAAACUGGAAGCGGAAAUCGUUCGUAUCGCGUGCAAUUUGUUUCACGGCGACGAAAACUCUUGCGGCACGAUGACCAGCGGUGGCACAGAAUCGAUAAUGAUGGCAUGCAAAGCUUUCCGGGAUUACGGACGGGAAGUGAAAGGUAUAAAACGGCCGGAAAUCGUGGUACCUACCACCAUUCACUGCGCCUUCGAUAAAGCAGCCCAAUACUUAGGAUUGAGGAUCAAAUCUAUCCCAGUUGACCCAAAUACCCUCCAAGUCGACAUCAAAGCGAUGAAAAGGGCCAUCACCUCUAACACCGUUUUACUUGCCGGUUCCGCGCCGAACUUCCCCUACGGUACCAUGGACGAUAUUCAAGCGAUUUCGGAGUUGGGGCUGAAGUACGACGUUCCCGUGCACGUGGACUCGUGCCUGGGUGGGUUUUUGACAUGUUUCAUGGAGGAUGCUGGCUUUCCCAUUCCCCUAUGUGACUUCCGGUUGCCGGGUGUGACCAGUAUUUCGGCCGACACCCACAAAUACGGUUAUGCCCCCAAAGGAACUUCGUUGGUGCUCUACAGGGAGAAGAAAUAUCGCCAUCAUCAGUACACGGUGACCACCGAUUGGCCUGGCGGUGUUUAUGGAUCGCCGACCGUUAGUGGGUCGAGAGCUGGAGGAAAUAUUGCCGUUUGUUGGGCAUCUCUUCUUUAUUUCGGUAAGGAGGGAUACGUUAAGGCUACCAGAGAUGUUGUGUUUAACACCAAAUACGUUGAAAAGGGGCUGAGAAGGAUUAAAGGUAUAUUUAUUUUUGGCCAACCUGUGACGAGUGUCAUCGCAAUUGGUUCGAACGACUUUGAAAUUUACAGACUGUCGUCGGCCCUAAACGAACUUGGAUGGAAUUUGAACGUCCUCCAGUUCCCCUCUGCCAUUCAUAUUUGUUUGACAACCAUGCACACUCAAGCUGUUGCCGAAAAAUUCUUAAACGACGUCAAAAAGUCUGUUGAAGAGAUUAUGAAACAGCCAAAUAUACCUGCUGAGGGAAAGGUUGCGUUGUACGGUAUGGCACAAAGUAUACCCGAUCGUAGUAUCGUAGGUGAUUUUACCCGUUUUUAUUUGGAUUCGUUGUAUUAUAUUCCUAAGAAAGAAGAUUAAAAUACUUGUUCAGUAUAUGUACUUAUUACAAAGUUGAUGUAUUUUUGUGUAAAUUAUAUAUGAAUUGUUUUAAA
Molecule: messenger RNA, 1930 nt
Organism: Aethina tumida (small hive beetle)
Lineage: Eukaryota; Metazoa; Arthropoda; Insecta; Coleoptera; Nitidulidae
Product: sphingosine-1-phosphate lyase
Exons: 9
Coding region: 225-1856 (543 amino acids)
Biological process (GO): sphingolipid catabolic process; carboxylic acid metabolic process
Cellular component (GO): endoplasmic reticulum
Molecular function (GO): sphinganine-1-phosphate aldolase activity; pyridoxal phosphate binding
Source: RefSeq, a predicted model, not a curated record